GUUGCCUAGUGAUCCUAAGGAAGCUGAUGUGUUGUUCCUUCUCUGCAUCGAAGGAUCAGGAAGUUUGUGCUCUCUGCGUGGCUGAGAAGUUCUUUACCUACUAGAACGGGGGUGGGGGGUGGGGGGACGGGUUUCCUCCUGAAAUAGAGCUCAAGCUGCUACCUGCGUCUGGCCGGAACCCAGGAGUAACGCCAGUUACAACGUUAAAGACAUUGUGCUAGUUGCUGUGGAGAAUUAAAAAACCCAAGAAGAUAAUAUCCCUGCCCUCAAGAAGUUUACAAUUGAGAGACAGCCAUACCAAAAGAAAGACUAUAAUUAUACUGUAAAGGAAAAACCGUUCAGCAUGACCACUUUAACUCACCGGGCCCAUCGCACUAAAGUGGGCAAGAACCCCGAAAAGAAGGUAGAAAGUGAGGAAGACACGGCUAAUCAAGACAGAAGUACAGACAGUGAAGAUUCUGGAGACGCCAAGGAUAUCCGCCUCACCCUUAUGGAAGAAGUAUUGCUCCUGGGACUAAAAGAUAAAGAGGGUUACACAUCUUUCUGGAAUGACUGCAUAUCAUCUGGCCUGCGAGGGGGCAUCCUGAUAGAGCUGGCCAUGCGGGGUCGAAUCUAUCUGGAACCCCCUACCAUGCGUAAGAAGCGCCUCCUAGACAGAAAGGUACUGCUAAAGUCAGACAGCCCAACAGGUGAUGUUCUACUGGAUGAAACUCUCAAACACAUCAAAGCCACGGAACCCACAGAAACUGUCCAGACAUGGAUAGAGCUACUCACCGGCGAGACCUGGAACCCCUUCAAAUUACAGUACCAGCUGAGAAAUGUAAGAGAGCGAAUUGCUAAGAACCUAGUAGAGAAGGGUAUUCUAACCACUGAGAAGCAGAACUUCCUCCUAUUUGACAUGACAACGCAUCCAGUGACCAAUACAACCGAGAAACAGCGACUAGUGAAAAAACUUCAAGAUAGUGUCCUAGAGCGGUGGGUAAAUGACCCUCAGCGUAUGGACAAACGGACUCUAGCACUCCUGGUGCUAGCCCACUCCUCUGACGUGCUGGAGAACGUCUUCUCCUCUCUGACAGAUGACAAGUAUGAUGUGGCAAUGAAUCGGGCCAAGGACCUAGUAGAACUGGACCCUGAAGUGGAGGGGACAAAGCACAGUGCCACAGAGAUGAUCUGGGCUGUGCUGGCAGCCUUCAAUAAAUCCUAAAGCUAGCACGUGGGUUUUCCCUUCCUCCCCUGCUGGCUUGGUGACUGUCAGAGACACCAUCACUGAGUUUUGUGUGAUGAGAUGUUUUUCAUCAUUUUUCUUUCCUUCUCUUGAAUCAGACUUGGGAUUUGAGGAGAGCAACUUCAGGGCUUCUCCACAGACCUUUGACCGCUAUGAGCAGACUUGAUUCCUCCCUAGACUUGCACUCCAGGGGCGAAUAAACUAGGUGAAACCACACAUGCCCAAUAAACAUUUUCUGUCAUUUCUUGGUUUACUUUCAUCCAGUGUGCUUUGGGACAAGCAAGAUUAUCUAAGUGGGAUUUGGAGUUUUCCAGCCAUAGAGGGCGAAUGAGAUGUAGAACAAACCAUUGGUUACAUUUUUUUUUUAAGUCUUGCUUUCUAUCUUCAAUACAUGUUUCCACUCUUUGUCUCUCAGACUCUUCUAAGUCAUGUAGUUUAUGAAAAUAACUGUCCCUUUGAAUAAGGAUCAAUGGAAACAAAACUCGUUUUUGGAGCAGGUGAUCUCUGGGAUUAUAUAUCCCACUAGUGAUUUUCUCAUGUUCCUAUUCUAGCCUAAUGAGAAUGUUCCAAAUUUGAGUACCUGGUUCUCACAGCUCUAGUACCAGAAAUAUAUGCUCUACUUUUUCUUAGCAUUAUCCUACUCCAUUAUUCAUUAGGACAGAAGUCGAAAUGAAAGAAAUAUAUUUAUCUCUCAGCCACCUCCUUCAUGCAGGAGGUGGCAUCAGGGCUUGGCACCCGUUAGCACACGACUGUCCUGGUUCCUCCAGGCUCCUUUGAGCUCUCUACUCUGACCGAAUCCAGAGACUUAUAAACUUCAGUUGCUGAAUAGCAGCAUCCUGAGUCUAGACAGUAUCUCUAAACUCCAGAUCCUCUUGUUCCCUGUUUUUGGCUUCCUACGUAAAUGGAUAGGUUCUGUCUACCUUUAGAGGGUUCUGGAAGUAGUUUUGUCUGUUUAACCCACAGAUACCUCCUAGUCCUUCAUCUUGUUUCAACACACCCAUCCUUCUAACCAAAUCUCUAAAAUGUUUUUCAGUUGAGGUAAUACAAAGAGAAGCUUAUCAAGAAAAACCCUAGUUGGAGGGUUGGUUUGGUGUCUAAAGCAUGCUGACAGAAAGUUCAGAUUUGGACUAGCGGACAGGCCUCAAACUGUGCUAACA
Molecule: messenger RNA, 2382 nt
Organism: Hipposideros armiger (great roundleaf bat)
Lineage: Eukaryota; Metazoa; Chordata; Mammalia; Chiroptera; Hipposideridae
Gene: GOLPH3L
Product: golgi phosphoprotein 3 like
Exons: 6
Coding region: 344-1204 (286 amino acids)
Biological process (GO): Golgi vesicle budding; Golgi organization; retrograde vesicle-mediated transport, Golgi to endoplasmic reticulum
Cellular component (GO): Golgi cisterna; trans-Golgi network; cytosol
Molecular function (GO): phosphatidylinositol-4-phosphate binding
Source: RefSeq, a predicted model, not a curated record